Messenger RNA from Arabidopsis thaliana (thale cress), 600 nucleotides. Its product is annotated as transferase-like protein. Lineage: Eukaryota; Viridiplantae; Streptophyta; Magnoliopsida; Brassicales; Brassicaceae. Gene Ontology annotation, molecular function: acyltransferase activity, transferring groups other than amino-acyl groups. The transcript has 4 exons. Bases 1 to 600 code for a protein of 199 amino acids. The record is from RefSeq and is marked reviewed.
AUGGAAUCAAUGUGCUACUUCUUGUAUGAAAAAGAUGGCAAGAGAACCCUAAAGCCGCCUCCAAGGGGGGAUAUCAGCACCGAUCUUGUCCGAAUCACACUCCAGCUGACUCAGGAGAAAGUCAAGAAACUUAAGGAGCGAGCCAAGCAAGAAUCAGCGCGCUCUCUACAUGAUCUAUAUUUCUCAACGUUCGUCGUCACAAUGGCCUAUCUCUGGAGCUGUCUGGUGAAGGCGCGCGAGAGGUACUUUGGGAACUGGGUGUUCCCUAUUGGUUACAAAGCAAAGCUAUUGUCGGGAAGAGACGGUUUCUUAAACGCUAUCGAGAUUCUUGGAGAUUCAGUCAAAAGUUUGGGUUCACAAGGAAUUGAAGCACUUGCGAGUUAUUUUGGGUGGGUUAAACCCGUAAACGACGAGAUUGUGUCCAUUGACCGGUAUGCAGCGUUCACGAUAUCAGAGAGGAGGGAUGAGAUCGGUGGCGCUGAGAUAGGCUUGUGUUUGAAGAAGAUGCUAUCCUCGUACCGAGACCCUGCACAGAGUGAGAUGGAUACUUUUAUGUCUUCGUUUAAUUAUGGUUUGGACAUAAUUGUAUCACCUCUUUAG